CCUGUUUUGAGGAAAGUUUUUUCUUCGAAAAAUACCGUCAGAGCAGCUCGGUUUGCAGUGAGGCAUAAACGCGGCCGCUGACGAUCUUUCUCGCGUACCGCGCAUUGUUUUGGCGCGGCGGCUCGUUCAGCGGGAGUGCCGCGCCGGAGAAUCUAUCCGUAGCGAAAGGAUUAAAGUUCUCUGGUGGCAACCAAACCGCUUUAUGGUUUCGUCUAUGAUCAACAUGAACAAAUGUAUAAUUCUACACUUUACCAGCAGCUGCUCUACACUUUACUAUUCUUAUCUGAUCCUGCGCGUGCAGUUCUUACAUAUUCACUAUUUAUGUGCGACGCGUAUUUGAAUCGGUACUUAAUACAUACUUUUACAUUAUGUAUGAAUGUAUGGCAUGAUAUCGACUUAAAUGUGCACAUGAAUUAAAAAUUCCGGAAUUAUGCAAAUGUAUCUUAUAAUAAUUUAUGUUAAACAUGUAUGUAAAAUUUCACAAUAUAAAAACAAGUAUUAUAUGAAAAUUUUUUGUUAGUGAAGACUAUAGAAUCAAUACGCCUGUAAAACAAAAGAAAAUAUUCUUUGUAUAAUCGUCAGCAUAGCUGAACGUCGAAGAGUACGUAUCUUAUGCGUAUCUUAUCUUCCUGAAUAUACAAAUCUUAGUAUUUUACAGAAACUUCAAAUUAUGUCCUUUUGCGAUCUGCUUACACAAAAUAUUUAAACAUUAUAUUUUUAAAUAAAAAAGCAUGUUACGUAUAAAAAGUAGAGUUGAUCUCGAUACCUCUUCUACAUCUCCACAUAUGAAAAAGCUAUUAACAACAAAUCAUGGCUCUCUUAAAACCAAGCAAGUUUGGUCUGAUGCAUAUCCUUCUAACAUCAAAACAAGCGAGUCACACAGAUGGCCUGUGACUUCACCAUAUUUUUAUCUGUGGGGCUGCAGCUUGAAUGAAAUGACAUCCUCAAUAAAUCAGAUAUCCUGACAGAAUUAAAAAACCUGGCAUAUGAAAUUAUUGUACUGUAAAAUAUUCAUCAGGCAGAGAAAUAUGUUAAAAAGUUUUUACCCCUCUAUGUAAAAUACAGAAAACUAUUUGUCAGAUUUAAUUUUUUUAAUAUUAAUGUACAAAAUCUCUAACACCCAAUCCCCCUCUUCUUUUCUUUAACUAAGCAUAUUCUCUAAUCAAAACUUGUACUACUUGGACUGCUACGCGAAUUUUAUAUACGUCCUGACACAAUGAUGGAUUUAGAUAUACUAUACUAUAUAUUUAAUUUUUGCAAAAUAUUACACUUUAUUUACGUACUUUUUUCUGACAACGUUAUUUAAGUUAUUCACAUUGUUGACAAUUCUUUAAUUCAUGAAAUUUAUUUUAUUUUAACCAUUCUACAAAAUUUAGUAAAACUCGUGAGUUACCGAUGGUCACCGUGACAGACAAUGUGCUAAAAGAAUAUCGAGAGACUGCAGUGAUGUCGCAACGUACAUGCGUGUAUGUCGAAUUUUGGUGAGUUGCGAAAGGACACCACCCCGUAUGUGGAACAGUGCGGAAAUUUGUAGAUAUAGUUAGGUUGAAGAUGCGCAUGAGUAGGUAGGGCUAGACAAGAGCUCGACGACGCAAAGGUAGUUUCUAUAAAUUGAGGAAGGAAGGAAAAAAGGGGUAGGGAAUACCGAUGGAUCAGGUGAAUCGUGGUGGUUGAAAGUGGUAGCUCAGCAGCAGACGGUAGACAGCCGGUAAUCGAGUAAUAUUGCAGUCGAUUGCAGGAAAUCUGAAAGUUAUCUCGUUAUGGAGUUACGCGAAGUGAAUCGCACUUUUGAUACUGCGGAAGAAACUACGGAACUUUUAUCGCCAUCCCAUCGCGAUAACAUCGAAAUUGAAAGUUAUUUCAUCGAAUACGCUAUUCAAAAAGAAAUGAUAAAUCGCAAUCGAUGUCCCGCUAGCCGUCGUUUACUUAGUCAAACGGCUCAUUUGGCAGAUUUUACUUUUACUAAUGGCAAUAAUCAAAAGGAUACGUCAUCCGUCGGUAUCAGUAUGAUUCAUACUUCAAAUGCGAAUUGGCCUCCUUCUAGAAAGAGGGAAGAGGCAAGAGCGUUGGAAAAUCUCCGAAAAAGAGUGGAACAAUCGAAAUUAUAUAAAGCAAAUCGAAUUUCAGAUACCUGCGAAUCGACUUCUUCAUCUUCGGUUUUGAAUAAUGAUCAAAUUCAUCAGCUUGACAAUCGACCGAAGCUGUUAAAAAAGAUCCUGAGUAACAGGCCGAUGAGUAUCGCACAUGAUAGUAACGAUUUGGAGACUGACUGGCGAGAUAGCGAAUUUAUAACGGAAUGUUUAUGCUGGCACAAUGUUUAUCGACAAAGACACAAUGCUCCACCCUUAACCAUGUCACCGCAGUUGUGUGAGUAUGCACAAACAUGGGCCAAUCAUUUAGCACACACCAACACAUUUUACUAUAGAAACGAUCGAGAAGUUGGACAAAAUCUUUAUUGUCGACCUGGUGGUGCUGUCCCUACCGAUGUAACUGGGCAAGAUGUUGCAUCGUAUUGGUAUUCAGCGGUGAAACAAUAUGACUUUUUAAAAGAACCGGAUAUUCUUCAUGCUAAUGUAAACGCAGGUCAUUUUACGCAAGUAAUUUGGGCAAGCAGUCGUUAUUUCGGGGUUGGAAAAGCACGUAGUAGAAGCGGAAAAAUCAUCGUAGUAGCCAAUUAUCAACCUGUUGGUAAUAUAUCCGGACAAUUUCAAACUAACGUGUUACCCCCUUUACCCGAAAAUGUAAAUAUCACUUUAUCAUCUCAGCGACAACCAUCCAUAAAAGUUUUUCGUGACCAUUACAUUGCAUCUGAUUCGCCACCACCAGCAUCAUCAUCUGUACCGCUUUCGGAUACAGCAUCAACGGACAGUGAUCAUUCUUCCGUUAGUUCUACGCAAUAAUAUAGACGACCGAAUUGCCUUUUCUGCGUUUGCACGCGCGGAUGGGAUGGGCAUUAAUCAGAUUUGAUUUCUCUCAUCUUUUUCUUGUUAUUUCAUGUAACUUGACUAAAGUUUACGAAAGAAAAUUACAUAAUACACACGCAAUGACAAACCAAAGAGAUUGAAAUAUGCUUAUACAUAUAUGUAUGUAUGUAUUGUAAGCAUAUUUCAAUCUUUAUGGAUAUAUAUGGAUCUAUAUGGAUAUAUAUACAUAUAUAUAUCAAUGGAAAAUGUUUGUAAACGAAAAUUAGUCA
Molecule: messenger RNA, 3193 nt
Organism: Bombus pyrosoma
Lineage: Eukaryota; Metazoa; Arthropoda; Insecta; Hymenoptera; Apidae
Product: probable pathogenesis-related protein CaO19.6200
Exons: 6
Coding region: 1761-2900 (379 amino acids)
Cellular component (GO): extracellular region
Source: RefSeq, a predicted model, not a curated record